Molecule: messenger RNA, 2616 nt
Organism: Anoplopoma fimbria (sablefish)
Lineage: Eukaryota; Metazoa; Chordata; Actinopteri; Perciformes; Anoplopomatidae
Gene: agtr1b
Product: angiotensin II receptor, type 1b
Exons: 2
Coding region: 191-1279 (362 amino acids)
Biological process (GO): immune response; regulation of vasoconstriction; G protein-coupled receptor signaling pathway
Cellular component (GO): membrane
Molecular function (GO): angiotensin type II receptor activity
Source: RefSeq, a predicted model, not a curated record
GCCACUGGCACACUAAGGUGGUCCUUCUAUCUCUCUGUCUGUCCGGCUCUGAAAGCAUCAACAGCUUCCUGAUUCAGCACCACAGGAUUCGCUGAGGCCCCUCGCCCAAGGCCUGUAUCAGUCACCACAGACGCACCCUGCCGACAGGGCCCCGUUUAAAAGUCCCAGGAUCUGGCACUAAAAAAGGAAAAUGACGAAUAUAACGACAGGAGAGACAGACGAGAUAACUCUGGCGUGUGGCAUGUCUGGAAGCCAUCAUUUCAUCUUCACCCUGAUACCCAUCGUCUACGGCUGUAACUUUGUCAUUGGCAUUGUUGGAAACAGUAUGGUAGUGGCUGUGAUCUACUGCUACAUGAAGCUCAAGACGGUGGCCAACAUAUUUGUGCUCAAUCUCGCUGUUUCUGACCUCACCUUCCUCAUAACUCUGCCCAUGUGGGCCAUCUUCACUGCCACCGGCUAUAACUGGCCGUUUGGAGGAUUCCUGUGCAAGGCCAGUGCAGGCCUGGUGAUUUUUAACCUUUACACCAGCAUCUUCUUCCUCACAGCGCUUAGCAUUGACCGUUACCUCGCCAUCGUCCACCCAAUGCGAUCGCGCAGGUUACGCACUGUGGUGUACGCACGUAUCACCUGUGUAGUGAUCUGGCUUUUUGCCUUUGUGCUAAGUGUGCCCACAGCAUUGACCAGGGAUGUCCACAACAUCGAAAACUACACUACAGUGUGUGGCAUUCUUCACCCUACCAUUGAAAAUACCAUGAUUCUGAAAGAGCUCCUGCUUGCAAUCAGCCUGAUGAAAAGCCUGCUCGGCUUCCUGGUGCCCUUUGUCAUCAUCAUCACCUGUUACUGCCUCAUUGGACGUGCACUGGUUGGGGCGAGGCACAUCCAGAAAAGCUCCCGUUCACGGGAUGACGAGGUACUGCGCAUGCUUGCAGCAGCUGUCCUGGCCUUUUUCCUGUGCUGGGUGCCCCAUCAGGUGUUCCACUUGAUGCAGAUGCUCACCCAGCUGUCACAGGAAAAGAACUGUGCCAUCAUAGAAAUCAUUGACACCGCCAUGCCCUUCACUAUCUGCAUCGCCUACUUCAACAGUUGCGUUAACCCUAUUGUGUAUGGCUUUGUUGGGCACAACUUCCGCAAAAACUUGCUUCGACUGCUGCACUGCUCCCCGGGUGGAGCUGCGGUGCCUCGCCCGAGCAUCAGCUCCAAGAUGAGCGCCCUCUCUUUUCGUGCUUCUGAGGCACUGAGCCUCACAGCCAAAAGCAAGGCCUCCUCUGAAGUUAGGUGAAAGAGAAGAAAAAGAGUCCAAGUUUACUCUCCCCACUCUUUUGGUCUGUGGUUAAGGGGCUGGGGAUGGAGACAUUCCAUGCUUUUAAAACCCCAACUGUAUUACAAAGCACUGAAACACGCAGAAUGGUUGAAAGGUUGUAUUCAUGUCCCUCUGUGAGUAAGUCCAAAAUAGAUUCACCACCUUGUACAAUGCUUAUCUGAAGAAUAAUUAUUCAAAAAUCAUCACAUGUCAAACUCAUACUUGUAACAUUCAUGUGAGCAAAUGUUUCUUCUCUCCAAGCAUGUGUCCAAUCCAGGAAUUAACUAUGUCAAUGCUAGAAAAGACUAUACGUACAGAUCACCCAUUAUUUAUAUAAGAUAUGCAUGUGCUGCACGAUUUUGUCGCUUUUUGUGCCUUAAGGAUACAGUGCAGUAAUAUAUUGUCCUGUGAUAACCACUAUGUGUGCUAAGCAGGAAUAUUACCAGUUGGAACAGUGAUCAAGUGUUCAGCAAAAAAAAAAAAAAAGGAAAUAUCAUGAGACACUCAUGCAUGCUCUGCCAGCAGCUUUACACAAUGAGCAAUUGGAAAAGUGUAGCAGAAAUGUGAUGUUUAUAUCAGUUAGUAACAUAUUUGACUCUGAUAAUUAGUGCCUGUAUACUGUAUGUGGUUAAGUCUUUGCAUAAUAACUUUGAAAUAUUUACUUCAACAGUUGCGUUAACCCUAUUGUGUAUGGCUUUGUUGGGCACAACUUCCGCAAAAACUUGCUUCGACUAUUGCGCUGCUCUUUUCGUGCCUCUGGAGCACUGAGCCUCACAGCCAAAAGCAAGGCCUGCUCUGAAGUUAAGUGAAAAAGAAGAAAAAGAGUCCAAGACUAUACGUACAGAUCACCCAUUAUUUAUAUAAGAUAUGCAUGUUCUGCAAGAUUUUGUCGCUUUUUGCGCCUUAAGGAUACAGUGCAGUAAUAUACUGUCCUGUGAUAACCAUUCUGUGUGCUCAACAGGACUAUCACCAGUUGGAACAGUGACCAAGUGUUCAGCAAAGAUGCCAAAGCUAAAACAAAAUAGGAAAUAUCAUGAGACACUCAUGCAUGCUCUGUCAGCAGCUUUACACAAUGAACAAUUGGAAAGGUGUAGCAAAAAUAAUAGUUAGUUAGUAACAUAUUUGACUCUGAUAAUUAGUGCCUGUAUGCUGUAUGUGGUUAAGUGUUUGCAUAAUAACUUUGAAAUGCUGAAAUGUUGCCUAAUCUGGGAGUAACAUGAUCUAUAAAUAAGAGUUCUACACAAAUACUCAAGGGUGAUCAUUGUCAAUAUUUCUGGUGGUUGUCGUUGUGGUAUUUAAAACAUGUUGAUAGAUUU